AUGGUGUCACGGACAGGAAGAGAUAGAGAAAUCACAGCGCGCUCCUUCCUCCCCAGGCGGACAGGUAAGGCGACAACUAUUCUGCGUGCGUCAGCUGCGUCCUCGAAAACGCCCAUUACGCUCCGGUGCGCGGCAGGUGUAGCCCCGGACCCACCCACAAGACAAACUCCCGUCAGGCAGAAGCAGCAGCCUGUCAGACUUCAGCAGAGCAACGCAGAAGAGAAGAAGCACCAACAGAUUCCAGAUUUCCAGAGAAACGGAGAGGACUUUCCUGCUUCAGUGGACAGACUACGGCAUCGAAUAGAAGACAAGGUUCGCAUCCUACAGUCGCACAUUGUUGAAGACCGGCAGGGUUCGGUGUGUGAGGACAACGCAGGAAGAGCAGGACUGUGGAAGUUCACUGCUCUGAGUGAGGACCUGACCUUUCACCUCCAACAGCUGCAGAGGCAGACGGAGCAGGAGCUCACUAACAUACAAACACAACUCUUUCAGAUUGACGGCCGCCAGCAGCUGCUGACCACUGAGCUCCUUGAUCUUCGGGAGAAGAAGAAACAGACAGAAGAAGAGCUGAAGAGAAGUCCGUGCCUUCAGACGUCGACUCUUCAGUUGUGUGCUUUUCGGGAGCUUCAGGCCUCCAUUACUGAGUGUCUGGUCCAGUCUGAGAGGCUAGUGUUCCAGAAGGACGCACUGAGCACACUGCAUAACCUGCUGACGCAAGACCUGCAGAGGUAUCAGGAAGAGACUCAGAGACUGAGCUGUUUCACACAGAAGAUACUUGGGAAACCCAACAGGCCCAACAGAGAGGAAACCUUCACCAGCUGGCAGACUGAACACAGCAUGCAAGGAAAGAACGAGACAGAACAAGGAAACAACAUGCAUGCACCAGAUACCUCCUCUUCCCCGUCGCCACUUAGUCCCCAACAGACUGCCAAUGAAAAAGAGGCAGUUAAGAAACCAACUGCAGGCCAGUCCAACAGUUCAUACCUGCAACGAGCCAACAGCAUCAAAGACCUGAUCAGUAAAUUCUCUGGUCCACAUCACGGCUCUGCUUCCAAAUCUUUCGAGUCCAAGUCACUGAGCUUUGCCGCACAAGAUGAGAGUCCAGUUCCCGACAUCACUGUGACACCUGCAUUCGGGGAAACAACUCAGAAUGGGUUUCAUUUUAAAACCGCUCAGACAACUGCAAGGAUUGAAUGUCCAGAAGGAGGCGGCACUGAGAAGACAGACUCAGAACCAAGGACCAAAACACAAACCGUAGACUCUGGUAGUGAUUCAGUGACUGACUCUGGCAUGGGAUCGGAGUCAGAAUUUGAUUCAAACAAGCAGUCAGACAGCCCGACGGAAGAAGAGCCCACCACCCCUAAAGUUGUGUCGGUCAGCAAUAAUCCCAAAUAUCAACUGUACCUCAACAAUGAGCUGAAGACCAACGGGUUGAGUGGCAAGGAUACAGAUGGUCUGGGAGGCAGCAUGUCGGCUGGGGAGAACGGCCCCAGACUUGCCCAAUGGGAGACCACCCGGCAGGGAAUGAACCACUACCGUGGUUCCCUAGAGUCUCUGGCCUCACGGGACUGGGACACUAUGUCUGACAGGUUUUUGUGCAAUCCCAUCUACAGGAAAAAACACAGAUUUAAGGCGGGUAUCAUUGACAGCCCUCCCAGGGUGUUCAACAGUCCGUACGCAACGCCCACCUCUGUGGAUUACAACCCAAUGUACAGAAUGUCUGAGUUUAAGGGUGGAUUGUCUCCUGCCACCUCUGAGAUGAACCUGUACAGCUUCAACAGUCGCAGCACCAGUCCCGUGAGCAUACCUACACCCACCCUCGCCGCUCCUCGACCACGUUUCUCCGCCUACGACGCUCUAGUGAGGAGGAGGCUCGAUUCAAACAACACGGUGGUACACAACCACUACACCAUGCGCUCUAACACUCUGGGGACACACAACAAAAAGGACUUUAUAGAGGAACUGACCAAACAGCUGGAUGAAUGCCAAAGGCGAAACCAGUUCCUGGAGGCGGAGAGUGUGGAGAUGGAGAAGGAGAGGAACCAGAUCAGGUUUGAGAUGCGUGGUCUGCUGGUGAACAACGAGGACCUCCUGAGGACCAACACUCAGCUGAGUAACGAAGUUAAGAGGCUGAGAGAUCAGAUAAUGGAGAUAGAGAGGGGGAACCAGUCCAUGGGAGAGAGAUACAGAGCGAUGGAGAUUGAGGUGAAACAAGCCAGGGACAUGAUGUUGGAGGCCAACAACCAGGAGUACGCCUUCAACUUCCUCCAGCAGUCACUCAAAAACAAGAUCCAGGAUGCUGAGGACAACCUAGAAAAGGAGACGCAGCAUUCAAAGAAGCUAGCUGAGAAGUUGUGGAUGGUGGAGAGACAACUGGAGGAGCUGGAAGUCGACAAAGACAGCAAAGACAAGAAGACAUCUGAACUGAACUGCACCAUUGUCCGACUGGAGGCUGAGCUGGCCGAGGCCCUGCAGAUGUCCACGCAGGCUAACGCUGAGCUGCACCUGCAGCAAAAACUGCGCGAGGAUGAUCAUCUCAGGGUGGAGGAGCUGGAGGAGACUCUGCUGGAGAAGGACCAGGAAUUGCAGAAGCUGCAGGCUACAGUCAGCAGGCUGCAAGGAGAGGUCUCUGGUAAACUGAUUGAUAAGGAGAGGACGCUGGAGGAGGAGAUCCAGACCAGAGAGAGGCUGCAGCUGAUGUGUAAGCAGGCCGAGAGGACGGUGGAGGACCUGACCAUGGAGCUGCAGACCGCAAACCAGGCCAGAGAUGACCUGGCCAAACAGCUCAAACUGGCUCAGGAACAAAUGAUCGACCUGGAGAGUGAUGUGGAGGAGCUGCAAGACAGUGAGCAGAGAUGGGCCGCCAAGCACAAGAGAGCCAUUGAACAGACGGAGCAGCUGCAGAUGAAGCUGAUUCAGGAGAAGGAUCUGAGUGACCAGCUGGAAACUGAGAAGACCUUCAUGGAGAGACAGUUGCGUGACUUGCGUCUGGAGGUGGAGGAGCUGCAGAGCUCCAGAGUUCAGGAGGACGUCAUCUCCAGGGCUGAAACUAAAGUCAAGGAGCUGGAGAACACCCUGAGGAUCGAGGAGAGGAGCAAAGCGACUCUGGCAAGCACCAUUAGUAAACUGGAAAGGAAGAUCAACGAGCUGAAUGAUCAGCUGGAGGAGGAGCACCGGAUAUCUAAUGAGCAGAAAGACCUGCUGACCCAGAGGAUCCGCAGUCUGAAGCGGCAGCUGAACGAGGUGGAGGAGGAGGCGAGCAGGAAGGAGGCGCAGUUCCGCCACGCCAACAGAGAGCUGGCCGAGGAGAGGGAGACAAACAGCCGGCUGCAGAGGCAGCUGCUUGACCAACACCUGCAGAACAAGCGUAAGGAGGCCCUGAACAUCCGUCAAACGCUGGACAGCCUGAGGCUGGACCUGAGCGUCGACGAUGAAGACGAAGACCAGCCCCCGCAGGAAGAGACGACCACUGUCACCAAAGUCUAAACAUCGCCCCCCCGACGCCACCGUCUGUCAGUAUAAAACGAGAGUGUACAUAGAGAUAUAAUGAUUGUUUAAGACAUUAAACAGAUGACUUCUUUCAGCCCGUUCAACUUUUUAAAGGAGAAGAAUCUCUGUGUCUCUGGUGUGUUGCUGGAUUUUUGGUGUCUUCACAGGACUAAAAAAAACAAAAAACAAACAAACCCUGCAGCACUUUGUAAGCUGUCUUCUCAAAGCUGAAAUGUUUGUUAGCAUUUUAUUUUAAACUUAUUGCAAUUUCCUAAUAAUUUCCUCAGAGAGAAUAUAAAUAUUCAUAAAUGAUGGUGCUGAGCUGUGGAAAACCAGCUCUACGCUCUUCAUGUUGCCAGUUUAACUCCAUCACUAGAUUAUGUUUGAAAAUUGCAAAUAGUUUAUGUUGGAAAUCUGCACAACACACCCACUGAUUACCCUCUACUAGAAGAACCAUAUGUGUGAGUCCACCUGGAAGCUCCUAGACGUUCCUAGCUCCUGGAUGAUAUGUUCUCCAUUAGCCUGGGAAAGCCAUACACAGUUCUUAUUAGAAUGUGAGUCUGGUAACGCAUUUGGGAUUUCAUUAUGGGGCGUGUUUACACUGAGAUAGACAAAAAGAGCCUCUACCUGCACUCCAUCACCGCAUAAAGCCCACCCAAAUGGUUUGAUUUGCUCUUCCAAUCUUUGCCAGAGCAUAAUCAGUUCCCAAACGGAGCGAUUCCAGAUCAACAUCACGCCACAGAAAUUGUACUGGAAAGGAAGUGUGUCUUGCUUCCAGGCUCGUUCUAUGUAAGAAUAACAUAAGAAUCAUGAUCAGCUCAUUUACCAAAGAAUAACAUAAGUGUACAGAUUACAUCAGUAGCUUAAAAGCUUUAAAGUCUCAAAUUCUCAAUGGUAAAAGAUAGACUUUGUUUUUUUGUUUUUUUAUGGGAAUGGGAAUAUUUUUUGUUGGGUUUCCAGAAGAGAAAUUUCUUGUAAAUUCAACUAACUUCUCCUAUUUAACAGUGUUUCUUUUAUACGACGUCUACAGUCUGCAUGGGGAUGAAUUUUCCGUGUUGUAGUAUUUUGAUUAUUUGACGGUUCUCAAGUAGAACCCGUGCUUAAGAAAUGGGAACCCACGCACACGUCUCAUGAACUCACUCUUACAAGGUUGUGAAUACCAGAAGAGGGCGCCGUUCACGCAACCAGGUAUAACAGAGAGGUAACUGCUGGAUGUUCGGAGGUGACAGUAGCUGUUCUCCUUCACACGAAGACCCAGUAAACACAUUAUUUAUAUUGAACGUUCCUGCUGUUUUUAUGAUUGAAGAUUAUUGCGUUCCCUGCGUUUUCAAUUGCUUGCUGGGCAGACGUUUAAUUUUAGAGGAUGCAAUGAUUUUGAGAGUUCACUUUCAGGUAUUUCAGGAGGGUUUUGCUGCUGCAUUGAUAUAACUCACUACGUUGCCCGCACACAGUAUCUGUAUAUAAGAUUUAGAUAUAAGAUGUGUGUCAGCCAGGAAGAGAAAAAAAAAAAUAAAAUAAAAUAAAAUAAAAAGCCAGGAAGAAAAUCUCUCAUUACAGUUUGUAUUAUUGUAUUAUCAUGAUUCAGUCAAACCAAACAAAAACCCAGGGCACCUUAGACCAUACAGGAAUGAUAGUUAUAUGUUUACUUAAUGUACUGUUUGGAAAUGUGUUAAAGGGUGGUAGAGGUAAAACAAAAAAAUGUAUGGAAGUGUGUGGUAUUCUCAUCAUGUUUUCUGACGUUCACCGUGAAUUCAGACAUUACAUCUAACGAUACACAGUAAAAAGUACUUAAUCGAUAGAUCAGAGGACAGGUUCAAAUACAGAGCUCAUGUGCAACUCACUCAAUCAAGAUGGUGACCAUAGAUUGAGAAGUGUUGUCAACUGUUUCUUUAUACUGCGGUUUCACUGGCAACUGAACUUUGAAGCAAAAGGAAUCUUAAAAACCUGUUGUGAGGAGAGUGCCACGCAUUUCCAUACACAUGCUCUGUGGUUUUCUGUCACACCCGUUGAAUGUCUUUCAUGCUCUUGUUUUAGAGGACAUAGUUAAUUAUUAUUUUUUUGUUUGAAUAGAAAACGUAGUGCAGAGACAGAAACAGGACUGUGUCAUUCAAUCCGAAUCAACAGUUAAAUAUGACACAAUUCAUUCUCAGAUACACGAAAGACCCAAAAGACUUGUCAGUGCUUUAAUUUGAAGGAGACUAACUUCCUGCCGAUUGUCCUGCCCAGUUUUGUUCUCGCUGUCUUCUGCAUGUUAGCUGCUUGAAGGAUGCCUGUAAAAAAAUACAUAAAGCUAAUAGUUGUAUGCAGUUUGAAUUCUUGUUAUGUUUACAUUUGAUGGUGUAUUUUGCUUUUCUUUUUUUGGAGGGGAACAGUAGCACAAAUUCACAAGAGUGUUGUAGUUCAGCUGUAAUUGCUAAACUGCUUUUUGUGUGUGUGUGUGUGUGUUUUUUUUUAUUAUUUUGGUUAAUCUAAAAAAAAAAAAAAAAAAAGAUGAUGGUAUCUACAGAAAUGUAAAAAUUAAAUAUGUUGACCUAUUUUUAUAACUACACUUCACAUUCUUACUGGUUCAUCUGUUUGUGGGUAUUUAUUAUUCAUGUUCUCUUUUUUUGGUGAGAAGUUUCUUAGUACAAAAUGCAAAUAAAUUCUUCUCCACUAAGA
Messenger RNA from Mugil cephalus (flathead mullet), 6147 nucleotides. RefSeq lists its product as uncharacterized. The record is from RefSeq and is a predicted model, not a curated record. The coding region runs from base 1 to 3486 and encodes 1161 amino acids. Lineage: Eukaryota; Metazoa; Chordata; Actinopteri; Mugiliformes; Mugilidae. Gene Ontology annotation, cellular component: myosin complex. The transcript has 25 exons.